AUGUUCAAACGACCGGCUUGUCUACAAGGCCGUCAGCGCAAUGGCGCUGGUGACGACUGGUCUACAUUUCCCGUUCGGCAAUUGUUUGUUUUAGCUCUCGUCCGCAUUUGCGAGCCUAUCGCUUUCAUGUCGAUUUUCCCAUACGUGUAUCACAUGGUGGAAUCAUUCCACGUCACGGAUAAUGACCAAAAGAUCGCGCUUUAUGCCGGCAUGAUCACCUCGUCUUUCACCUUCGCCGAAUUCUCAGCGGGUAUGUUUUGGGGUCGCAUGAGUGAUCGAAUUGGCCGCAAGCCCGUGCUCAUCAUGGGCUUGAUUGGAACAGCCAUGAGCAUGGUCGCCUUCGGAUUUGCGCCCAACCUAGCCACAGCCAUGAUCGCGCGCGCCUUGGGCGGCUUGUUAAAUGGAAAUAUCGGAGUUCUCCAGACCACUGUGGCGGAGAUCGUGACGGUCAAGGAGCACCAACCACGAGCAUACUCGAUCAUGCCCUUCGUGUGGUGCCUAGGAUCGAUCAUUGGACCGGCUAUGGGCGGUGCUUUAGCCCAACCGUGCGAGAACUACCCGUGGCUUUUCCAGCGUAACACGUUCUUCGACCGCUUCCCGUUCCUGCUGCCCAACUUGGUGUGCAUCGUGGUGCUCUUGUGCGGCAUUGUGGUCGGAACCCUGUUUCUGGAGGAAACGCAUCCCGAGAAGAAGCAUCGCCGUGACCCCGGCCGGGAAUUGGGCCACUGGCUCAUUAGCCUCUGCUGGGGUUCGCGCGUGCAACUUCCGGACGAGUCUGACGUGGAUGAGAAGUACUUCUACGGCGAUAUGCCACCCGAGUACGAAAGUGCCGAAUCAUCGCCUUGCCUGAGACCCGUGGGUGACGUCGUCUCAACGGAGUGCGACUUGGAGGGACAGAAAUCCCCCGCGCCCAAAGCUUUCACUCGCCAGGUCAUUCUGACCAUUGUUGCUUACGGCAUUUUGGCCUAUCAUAGCGUAUCUUUUGAUCAGCUGAUGCCUGUCUUCUUGAGUACUCCCAAGUCUGACGACAACGUCGUCCUUCCACUCACGUUCACUGGAGGUCUCGGUCUCCCAACCAAGACCAUUGGCUUCAUGUUGGCCGUCCAGGGUGUCUAUUCCAUGAUUGCUCAGCUAUGGCUAUUCCCAUUUGUCGUCAAGCAUUUCGGUACCCUACGCACGUUCCGCUUCGUGCUGCUCGCCUGGCCUCCGCUCUACCUGGCGGUGCCCUAUCUUAUUCUCCUUCCGGCUAAACUCCAGAUGCCAGCUGUAUACGUUGCUCUGAUAAGCAAAAUCACUUUCCACGUUAUCGCCUUCCCCGCUACCGCCAUCUUGCUCGCUAACGCUGCCCCCUCAUCCAAGGUCCUUGGGGCUAUUAACGGCGCUGCCGCAUCUACCGCUAGUCUCAGCCGUGCCUUUGGCCCCACUGUUACGGGCCUGCUUCACUCCAAAGGUUUGGAGAGCGGUCACUCCGUUCUUGCGUGGUGGGCCUGCGGUCUAGUCUGCGUCAUCGGUGCCAUCCAGAGUUUCUGGAUGGAGGAACCCUCCGAGCCCGAGCGAUUUAAGAGUGAAGUCAAUGAGGCGGAGAUGAAGCGUGAAGUCAUGUCAGAUGACUACGCUGCCCAAGAGUCUGACAUUGAAGAGGAGGAGCAGCGACUCCUCUCCUUGCGGUCUAGCAUUGAUCAUGAGUAUGCCAUUACCAACCUGGACCUGAAUGCCACUCGCGACUUUGUCCAAUCCCAACACGACAGCAACACACCGAAUUCCUGCAUAUGA
Molecule: messenger RNA, 1773 nt
Organism: Penicillium maclennaniae
Lineage: Eukaryota; Fungi; Ascomycota; Eurotiomycetes; Eurotiales; Aspergillaceae
Product: MFS transporter
Exons: 3
Coding region: 1-1773 (590 amino acids)
Biological process (GO): transmembrane transport
Molecular function (GO): transmembrane transporter activity
Source: RefSeq, a predicted model, not a curated record